Penicillium canescens is the source of this 534-nucleotide messenger RNA. RefSeq lists its product as uncharacterized. NCBI's taxonomy places the organism in Eukaryota, Fungi, Ascomycota, Eurotiomycetes, Eurotiales, Aspergillaceae. The coding region runs from base 1 to 534 and encodes 177 amino acids. The record is from RefSeq and is a predicted model, not a curated record. The transcript is spliced from 2 exons.
AUGAAUGCUGGAUUCGUAAAGGAAUUUUUAGUAUCAGAAGUCGCUCAGGAUAGUUCUGUAUCAUCAGGUAAUACUAACUUCGAUCCCGAUAGUCAAACAUCUCAUCCUCCUGUCGGUCCUUGUCCAACACCCGAUGCAUCAUCAAUCUUAGCUGUUUCUCAGUCGUGGAUGGAUUACCUGAAUUUGCCGGAGCACACCAACAUUCCUGGUUUCGAUAGAAGACUUUCAUGCUAUCCGAAACUGCCUUCUUUUGGCGUUGAUGACUUCGGUUUGAGGCAGCAAUCUGUCCUUCUAGAACCCGGACGCCACGUCGCUAGCCAGCCAGAAAGCAUGAAUGAGCUUAUCAGCACCAGAGAAGACUGUCCCGCCGUUCAGAUAGCGCUCAAUUCCUCGGAGCACACUUUGAAAUAUUUGCUAUGUUCUAGCGAUGCUAAGCUCGACGACAACCAAGCUCAAGGCGUUCUCGACGCGAGCGCCCAUCCCCUCCUCGCAACGGAUCUCGAUCAAAUACUACGUCCCCUAUUCGACUAUUAG